Messenger RNA from Hylaeus volcanicus, 790 nucleotides. Its product is annotated as swi5-dependent recombination DNA repair protein 1 homolog. The transcript is spliced from 4 exons. Gene Ontology annotation, cellular component: Swi5-Sfr1 complex. Bases 125 to 646 code for a protein of 173 amino acids. Lineage: Eukaryota; Metazoa; Arthropoda; Insecta; Hymenoptera; Colletidae. Gene Ontology annotation, biological process: double-strand break repair via homologous recombination; positive regulation of DNA-templated transcription. The record is from RefSeq and is a predicted model, not a curated record.
AACCACCAUAAGUGUAGAGAGGAAACUACAUGUUUAAAUUUGAACCACCUAUUUCGUAAAAAAACAUAUAUAAAUAGCGACUUUUUUAAACAUAAUCUAGAUUUAAAAUCGGACAAUUUUAAACAUGAGUGCCAAACCAUUUAGAAACAGUAAAGGUGUAAAUAGACCAUUUCGUUCUCCAUUUAGUACUCCUAAAAAUGACAAUACAAAAAAUAAUACAAAUACUCCAGAAUCAAAUACCUGUGAAACACCAUUGAGGGUUUCUGUAUCAAAAAGAUUACUUUUUCAAACACCUCCUACAAAAAAAUUACGUUUAAGUAAUGAGACCUACAUAAACCAAACAGAUGAACAAAAUAAGGAGUUACGUCAGAGUGAUUUGGAUUCACUAAAAAAAAGAAUACAAGAGAAACAAGAGUUAAUUAAUAAUUUGAAAACUACAUUGCUGUAUAAAAAAAAGAACAAAGCUGAAGAUUUAGAAACUGCCAUUAAAAAAUGGACAGAUGCUUGCCAAAAUGCUCUUAGAGAUUAUCAGAAUGAUUUGCAAGAAAGAAAUGGACGAUCUGUGAAGAUGGUUGAAAUUUUAUCUUCAUUAGGAAUAGAACCUAAUACAGUCCAGUUUUACAUUAAUGAUGAUACAUUUCUUUAAAUGUAUAAUCAUAUACUUUGUCCCUUUUUAUACGACAGAGAAAUAAAUAAUUUGAAGUACAAGUUACAAUGUUAUAUUUAUUUAUUAUUUAUUUACAUAUUUAUAAUAAGAUUUCUACGUGAAUAUGAAAAUUAAAUGUAUGAU